Oncorhynchus tshawytscha (Chinook salmon) is the source of this 5276-nucleotide messenger RNA. It is a transcript of the gene mical2a, whose product is annotated as microtubule associated monooxygenase, calponin and LIM domain containing 2a. Lineage: Eukaryota; Metazoa; Chordata; Actinopteri; Salmoniformes; Salmonidae. Bases 309 to 3260 code for a protein of 983 amino acids. The transcript has 20 exons. Gene Ontology annotation, molecular function: protein binding; FAD binding. The record is from RefSeq and is a predicted model, not a curated record.
UGAGACAAUAAUUUAGCCCAGUAGUAGUUCAGAAUGAGUGACUGGAAGAGACGUACCGACACAUAUAGCCAGCGCAAAUUCGAUUAGAUACAUUUUCUCUGACCGGUCAUUGCGGUUUUGAAUAUCCCUCUUCAAUCAACUGCGAAGACUGGACCAGUUGACUUAUUUUUUCUCCUCUGUAAACUAAGAUUGGGCAUGACCAUGGGGGCCAGGCUGUGGGUGUAGCCACUGAGACAGCUGGGGGAGAGCGAGAGAGGAGGAAAGGCAAGCCAGCACCAGCCAAGCACCCUGCACUCCUCCUGGGAAAGAUGGGGGAGACAGAGGAGGAGAAGGACCAGGCAGGGAAGCUGUUUGAGAACUUCAUCCAGGCCUCCACCUGUAAGGGCACCCUGCAGUCCUUCAACCUCCUGUGCAGGCUGCUGGAUCUAGACCCUCAGGACCAUGAGACGUUCUACUGUAGUCUGAAGACCAGGCUCACAUCCUGGAGGGCCAAAGCCCUCUGGACCAAGCUGGACAAGAGAACCUGCCACAAGGAGUACAAGAAGGGCCAAGCCUGUGUGGGCACCAAGUGCCUUAUCAUCGGGGGAGGCCCAUGUGGCUUGCGGACGGCAAUCGAGCUGGCUCUGCUGGGGGCCAAGGUGGUGGUGAUUGAGAAGAGGGACACCUUCUCCAGGAACAACGUGCUGCACCUGUGGCCCUACACCAUCCACGACCUCAAGGGCCUCGGGGCUAAGAAGUUCUAUGGCAAAUUCUGUGCUGGAGCCAUAGACCACAUCAGUAUUCGUCAGCUCCAGCUCAUGCUGCUGAAGAUCGCCCUGCUCGCAGCUGUGGAGUUCCACGUCAAUGUGGAGUUUGUCAAGCUGCUGGAACCUCCAGAGAACCAGGAGAAUGACGGGCCUGGCUGGAGAGCUGAGAUCAGGCCUGCCGAUCACCCUGUGGCUAAUAUUGACUUUGACGUGGUGGUGGGGGCUGAUGGGAGGAGAAAUACCCUGGAAGGGUUCAAGAGGAAGGAGUUCCGUGGUAAGCUGGCUAUCGCCAUCACGGCCAACUUUGUCAACGGGAACACCACGGCCGAGGCCAAGGUGGAGGAGAUCAGCGGUGUGGCCUUCAUCUUUAACCAGAAGUUCUUCCUGGACCUCAAAGAGGAGACAGGUAUUGACCUGGAGAACAUUGUGUACUACAAGGACAACACACACUACUUUGUCAUGACAGCAAAGAAGCAGAGCCUACUGGACAAGGGGGUCAUCAUUCAUGACUACAUAGACACAGAGAUGCUGCUGAGCAGUACGAAUGUGAACCAGGAAGCUCUGCUGGGUUACGCCCGCGAAGCUGCUGACUUUGGUACCAACUACCAGCUUCCCACGCUGGACUUUGCCAUAAAUGCCUGUGGCCAGCCGGACGUGGCCAUGUUUGACUUCACCAGCAUGUAUGCUUCGGAGAACGCAGCGCUAGUCAGAGAAUGCUUCGGACGCCAGCUACUGGUGGCACUGGUUGGGGACAGCUUGUUAGAGCCGUUCUGGCCCAUGGGUACAGGGUGUGCGAGAGGCUUCCUGGCUGCUUUUGACUCAGCCUGGAUGGUGAAAAGGUGGGCUGAGGGCAUGACCCCUCUGGAGGUGCUAGCUGAGAGGGAGAGUCUUUACAGAAUUCUGCCGCAGACAACCACGGAAAACAUUGCCAAAAACUUUGAGCAGUACACCAUUGACCCUGGGACUCGGUAUCCCAACCUCAUCUCCACCUGUGUCAGGCAAAACCAGGUGCGUCACCUGUACAUCAAUGGAGAGCUGCCAGUGAAGUCGUGCUCUCUGGAACGUAAUGGUACAAUACGUCGCCCUGUGAACCUGGCCAGACGAGAGUCGGAGAUCAGGCCGGGCAGGCUGCUGACGUGGUGUCAGAAACAGACCGAGGGCUACAGGAACGUGAACGUGACAGACCUGACCACCUCGUGGCAGAGCGGCCUGGCUCUCUGUGCCCUCAUCCACCGGUUCAGAUCCCACCUCAUAGAGUUUGAUUCGCUGAAUGAGGAGGAUUCGGCUAACAACCUCCAGCUGGCAUGUGACCUGGCUGAGCGGGAGUUUGGCAUCCGGCCCUUCGCCACUGGAAAGGAGAUGGCUGCUGAUCAGGAACCAGACAAGACUGGAAUGGUCACCUACCUCUCCAAGUUCUACGAGCUGUUCCGCGGCACCCCCCUGCCCGUCUCAGAUUCUAGAGGGGCCGACGAAAACAGUGAAGACUAUCCUUCCAAGGCAGUCAGAAGUAUGAACAAAGUUCUGGUACCAAGAAAAAGGGUACCGAAGGAUGAGAAGAAGCUAGAAGAUACUGACCCAACGUACAAAAGGAGACGAAAAGUCUGCAGUUAUUUGGAAGAGGCAACCAACUUCUCCAGUCAGAGUGCGUCCUGUGUGGGUGAGGAGAGGGGGGUUAAGGAGAACAAGGUCCGCUCCAUGGCCAGCCAGCUCCUGUCCAAGUUUGAGGAGAGCAACCCCAGCUUCACCCUCCGGAGACAGAAGAAAGCUCAGACCCAGAAUGCUAGAGCGUUUCACAAUAAAAGUAUCAAGGAGAAAGCUGUCCACCUGAGAGUACUGUUCUCUGAGGAUGUGGCCUCUACGUCCCAGGGUUCCUUGCGGAGGGAGUUCCCCGGGUCUGGUGACAAGUGUCACUCCUGUCAGAAGCGCGUCUAUGUGGUGGAGAGGAUCAGUGCUGAGGGACUUUAUUUCCACAGGGAAUGCUUUCGCUGUGACACCUGUGGCGCCGCCCUACGCCAGGGAGGCCAUGCCUUCGACUCUGAGCAGGGCAAGUUGUACUGCAAGCUGCACUUCACACAACGUAAAAAUGGAAUGAACCAUCGGAGGACAUUCAAUUCACAUCUGGGUCAGAAUGGAGCCGGGGUUCAGGAGGGAUCAGAGACACAGACUCCCAACGGUGACCCAACAGAAGGCCUGCAGGGCCAGUCACCAGGUACCUUCAGCUCCCGCCUGAGGAAGAGCCUGAGCUGGCCCCUGAGUGUGACCCGGGCUGUGUGUGACUCCCCCCGCCUCCUGUCUCGCUGGGUGCAUGGUACGGCCCAGGCUGUGGGCCUCCACUUUAGGGCCAAUGUGCAGGACUAUGUCUUCCUGUAUGAGCUGCUGAGCCUGGGAGUGCCCCUGCUGUUCAUGCUCCAGGAGGUGCUGCUGCAGAUGUACUCUGAAACCGGGCCUGUCUCCCAGUCCAUCCAGCCCCUACUGCUGUGGCUGGAGGAACACCUGGGCCACAGGCUCAUGUAGAGGCCCACCAGGGAGGGAAUCCUAAUCCUAACCCUAUCCCUAACCCUCGUGCAAUAGGGUCUGAAGCUUGGCUGAACAUUAACUAGUGUAUCUUGCAUUUGUGCCAAGUCAUAUGACGGCAAGCUACCAUUUUACCAUGCACCUUGUUAAUAUUUUCUCACAGAAUAUGUAGCUGUCAGUGCAUUAGAUCUAGUCCUACACCAAAGAACAAAUAACAUUUCCCACGCAGUAUCUUGGUUUGUGAUACGUGUGGUAGUUUUUCAUGAACAUUAUAUUCUUCUUUAGGAUGAGGGGUAAUGUGCUGUACAUGGUUUCAUGGUGGUCUAAAUCAUUUACGGUAACGGUAUGUGGUUGAGUUUUUGCGCGGAAGAAGUAAUCUAAAUGAAAAGACUGACUUGAAGCACUUUAACUUGGGGAGCUGCCUUGACCUGUGGCUGAUGCCUGAUGAAUGGUGUGGGAGUUUAUGGCUGCCUAAUGGUUAUCCAGGGCUUGGAUAAUGACUAGUGCUGACGCUGCAUGUUUACUAAACCCUGCUGAACUCACAGGUCGGGGUCGGGGGCCAACGUGGAUCUGUGCUUGACCAGAUUUUCUCAUCUUUUUUUCUAUUUCAAUAUUGUUUGCACAAGUUUACAUUUAAAAGUUAUUGUAAGAUCUCCUAUGACACCAUGACCGUAGUGUACUUUCGCUACACAUUAUGAUAACUUGUAUUGCUUUAUUUUAUGGCCCAGUGCCUCCAGUAUUUUUGUGCAUUGUCCGUUGUACUUAAAAAGCGGAAGAGCUUUCAUGGCCAUGGGCUUUGGUUUACGACUCCAGUUCAUGGACUGUUUAAUGCUUACUCAUUGCUGCCACCUGUUGGUGAAACAGAUGCAAGGCCAAAUUCAAUUUACUGUAUGAUGAGGUGGAAAAUGGGACUAAAGAGUUGAUGUAUGUUUGUAAUAUAAUUUUUUCUUCAUUUUUGUUAUUUUUUUACAAGUCUAUUUCACUUAAAUAUGUUUUUCAUAAUGUUACGAAUAUUGCUGAAAGGAAUUGUUCAGGAGGACAGAAUCUGACAUGAUAACUCAGGCUAUGUUUGAAUGCUGUGGUGUGUAUGUGCUUUCCUGAACCAGAAGUUACAUCAUUCAUGCAGUACACUGUACAGUGCUACUGUGUGUUGUUGAGUAGCACAAUCUCAUGUUUUCUCAAUGCCUUUUCUUUGACUAUCUAACAAUUACAAAGUUUCAAUACAUUUUAACUGGAUUUGAUCCUUCCUCUGAUUUCUCUCUCUAUUCUAACCUAUAUUUCCUUCCUUUAAUUUCUUCUCAUGUUCGCUUGAAGUCUGUUUUCAACUUUCUGAUGAUGAGCCUCCUGAUUGGUUAGGAGACAUGCCAUUCUGAAGGUGAUCACCUGCAUGGUCACAUGGUUAUGUGAAUAAUGUUUUGGAGUGAAUGUCUGGUCAGAUUAGUCCAAGUUACUGUCCGCACUUCCACACACAAAUAAAAAAUGCUUCUAACCCCUGUGUUUGAGCUACAGACAGCAGUAUUUAAGCAUUGUAUUUUUCUGUUUCGUCUUCACCCGGCGAUACCAACCAUUUGCCGAUGUACUUAACGGAGGCUGGACUAGAGCAGUGUUUGUGAGACAAUGGCAGUUCCUGAAAACGGUUCUUCUCACAAAAAUGUCUAAUCCACAAACUAUUAUGAUCCUACUAUCGAAAGGCUGAGCUUCACAAACACGCAAGUGUGUUCGCGUAGACAGCUUUCUGUCAUGUAGAGGCAUGCCACUCUUUCUCCCAUCUUUUGCCAUCUUUCUUUCUCUCUUCCAGAAGCUGUCACCCAGGAGAAUUUUCUCUUGACCCACACAAACAAAGGGAAUUCAUAUCCCAACAGGUUCAUAACUCAUGUUGUCUUAAAUUAAUGCAUUGAAUAAUGUAUUAUGGGACUUCUAAUGCAGCCUGCUUUUCUCAUGGAGAUUCUGUGUUCCUUUAUGUAUGACCGAAAGCAACAAAUGUAAAUAAAUUAACGGAGUUAUUUGUCAUCUUGA